UAAACUGAUAUUGCGAAACUUCGUUUCUAGUCCAUCAAAUAAUAGAAGUUGACCAGAUAGUAUACACGGAAGAUCGAGUACAAUCUUCAGAGCUUCUAAUGCUUGUAGGAUACCAAUUGUGCCAACGGCUGCAGUUAAAUCAAUGUCGUGCGCAAUAAAACCAGUACAGUCUUGAGCAAAGGUAGGAAGUUGAUGAUUAAUGUCACGGUCAGCGAGGUUCUGACUCUUGACAAGUGUACAUAGGAAAACCAUGAUUUUUUAAAUAACAAAGUGAGUAUUAUUUGUGAAGAACUUUAUUCAUAAUAUACAUCAAGAUGGUGGAACCAAUUUUUGACUAUCAGUUUCGUCUAAUACUUAUUGGUGACAGUACAGUCGGAAAAAGUUCAUUGCUGAAAUAUUUUACCGAUGGGAAGUUCGCAGAGCUUUCAGAUCCAACAGUAGGAGUAGAUUUUUUUGCUAGAUUAAUUGAAGUAAAAGAUGGAACAAGAAUAAAAUUACAAUUAUGGGAUACUGCUGGCCAAGAAAGAUUUAGGUCAAUUACAAAAUCCUACUAUAGAAACUCUGUUGGAGCCUUGCUUGUAUAUGAUGUUUGUAAUAGAGCAAGUUUUGAACAUAUUCCUGAAUGGAUGAUGGAUGCUCGUAGACAUAUUGAACCACAUCGUCCUGUAUUUGCAUUAGUAGGUUGUAAAUUAGAUUUAGUUACCAAUGGAAGUAGACGAGAAGUUUCAAAGGAAGAAGCAAGAGCUUUUGCUGAUGAACAUGGAGUACAUCACAUUGAAACCAGUGCAAAAACUGGAGUUAAUGUUGAAGAGGCAUUUCGAACAGUUACUCAAGAAGUUUAUAAUAGAAUACAGACUGGUGAAUACAAGGUAGAAGAUGGUUGGGAUGGAAUAAAGACUGGAUUUGCUAGACCUGGUGGUUUAGAUUUUAAUCUAGUCGAAGCAGAACCUGCAAAGAGUUCUUGUUGUUAAGUUAAAUUUUAAUUUGUUAUAAAGAAUAAUAAUAUUUAGAAUGCAGUGUUAUUAUUGUAUAUGUAAUAGAAUUUAUGUUUCUUAAACUUUUUUGUGAAUUAUUCUUGACAUUAAAAGUAA
Molecule: messenger RNA, 1091 nt
Organism: Apis laboriosa (Himalayan honeybee)
Lineage: Eukaryota; Metazoa; Arthropoda; Insecta; Hymenoptera; Apidae
Gene: Rab39
Product: ras-related protein Rab-39B
Exons: 4
Coding region: 315-971 (218 amino acids)
Biological process (GO): Rab protein signal transduction
Cellular component (GO): Golgi membrane
Molecular function (GO): GTP binding; GTPase activity
Source: RefSeq, a predicted model, not a curated record